Messenger RNA from Cylas formicarius (sweet potato weevil), 9271 nucleotides. RefSeq names its product methylcytosine dioxygenase TET-like. Gene Ontology annotation, cellular component: nucleus. Gene Ontology annotation, biological process: oxidative demethylation; positive regulation of transcription by RNA polymerase II. The record is from RefSeq and is a predicted model, not a curated record. The transcript has 9 exons. The coding region runs from base 313 to 4857 and encodes 1514 amino acids. Lineage: Eukaryota; Metazoa; Arthropoda; Insecta; Coleoptera; Brentidae. Gene Ontology annotation, molecular function: zinc ion binding; DNA binding; DNA 5-methylcytosine dioxygenase activity.
GAAAAAGCUCGGGUGCGUAAAAACACGCCGACGGGCGACAGUCGUAAGCGUAGUGCGUGCAAUCGUGGAGGUGGUGUGUGCGACAGACAGAGUGUGGCGGAAAAAACUGUCCCUAUUUACACACGAUAUUAUUUUUCUACCCGUUUAAGAUGUUCGAACGAUAGCGCUAUUUUUAUACACACGACCCGAAUCACAGAGUACAAAUACAAAAGAGUACAAAACCACGUCUCAGGCGAACAAUCAGGACUAUAUAUAAAGGAAGCGGAGAUCACACGAAGAUGACAAUAAGCAGUUAACGCGCGAUGCGACGCGAUGAGUGAGACGCUCAGCCAGGAUCCGGACGGAUUGGGAGCGGCUUACACGACGCUGGCGCCGUCGUAUCCGCCGACGCCCGCGACGCCCAGCUCCACCGUCCAGGAUGUGGCGGCGGGCGCGAACCUGCCUCCCUUUUCGACGUUUUCAUCGGACAUGGACUCGAGCGGUACCUUCGGUUCGGUAUCCGAUCGUUUGUUCAGUGAUACGCGUCUAUUGGACAUAUCGAACUGGGACUAUUACACCGAGACUAGAGUGCUGGAACGCGGCGAGAACGGCCUGUCGAUCAUCACGUCGCAGCCGCAGUACCGGCCGUGGGAAUCGAAACCUCCCGAUUCCGGUGGUCAGCCCACGUUCGCGGAGGCUUUCGCUCAGCAAAACGGCGCUUCCAAGUUGCCGUCGUUCCAAAGUCAGUUCCAGACGUUCAACGAUCCCGCGACAUCGGGCGAGACGACGCUCACGACGCUAACCAACCUGACACCCGUGUCUCCCAACUCGUCUUCCAGUCCGCAAGGUCUGACCACGAGCUUCCACACGCUGAGCGCGAGGAGUUACCCGCUGGUGCCCGCUCCCAUACAAGCACGAGAGAUCCCCUCGAUCCAGCAGCAGUUUCUCGACGAGCGUCACAUUCAACUGUACUCGCAUCCGACGCUGAACAACGCGAUCCAUUCGGCGGGAAUAUUCAACUCUCAGAACGGCGGGACGAUCAUCCAGAAUAGUCAAAUCAUAGCGUCGCCGACGGUGGUGACGGUGUUGAAGCCGGAUCCCGAGCUGAAGCUCGCGCCGUUGCCUCACCAAGACGCCAAGCUCCAGCUCCAUCCGGGUCAGUUCCAGAACCCGAUGUCCGCGUUGCAAGGCAACAGCGACGCGGGUCUUUACAACGGCAUCGAGAAAAAGCUGAACGGGAUGGGGGGGACGAUGGGCUCGCCUACCCGCAACGACUUUCGGAAGAAGGAGAGGCGAAAAAUAAGAGCGUCGAGUUUGGAGAGUUCCGCGGAAAGCGACGGGGCAUCGAGCAACAUGGACUUGGGGUCGGAAAACUCGGGUCAGGUGGCCGCGGUGUCGAGCACCGACGGCUUCAAGGCGCAACACAUGGGAGUCGGUAUGGAGCACGAGCUCGGCGGCGGAGGCAUCGACAAGCAGGUGAAGAAGAAGAGGAAACGGUGCGGCGAGUGCAUAGGGUGCCAGAGGAAGGACAACUGCGGCGACUGCGCGCCCUGCAGGAACGACAAGAGCCACCAGAUUUGCAAGCAGAGGCGCUGCGAGAAGCUGACCGAGAAGAAGAAUCUGUACGGGGAGCCUUACACGCGUGGCGAGACGAGACGAGGUAGAGGGAAGGGUCGAGGUGGAUCGAGCUACCGCGGAAGGAAGCCGAACGGACCCGUGACCUCCCUCGCACCUGGUGGCGGAGGCAUACCACCCCCACCGGAAACAAGCGCGGUCCCCGCGGCGCCGCCCCCGCAGCAACCCGCCCCACGUCCGAGCCCCCAGCCAACCGCCAUUCAGCCGAUGCCCGUCCAGCAGCAGCCGAUGACCCCGAUGCCUUUCUACGCCGAUCCGAACCGUUUCACCACCCCUGUGUGGCAAACCGACCCAGCUCAAGGAUGGCCUCAAGGUCAGUUCAUCCAGCAGAUCCCGCCGGCAGCUCAACCCAUAGAGACUUACCAGCAGUAUCCGAACGGUAUCUACCAAACGACCUACCAGCAACCUGCGUUCGAAACCAAUACUUUCUACACCGGCGCCGUUCAGGUGCUUACCAGCGCUAGACCACCCAGCGUCCCCAACCAGCAAACCCAAAUAAUACCUUCGAGGCCAAAUUCCAAUUACGCUCAUACGCCUAGUCCUAGCCCGGCGGCUCAGCAACAGAGCCAACAGCAACCGUCUACGCCCAGGCAGUACCAAGAGUACCAGUUUAGUACUGGGGGCGAAGGUUCCCAGUCCAGACCCAGCUCUGUCAAUAGCGGGGUCAACCAGAACCCCACCACUCCCAACCAGAACUUUAACCAGCAGCAGCAGCAGCAACAGCAACAACAACAGCAGCAGCAGCAGCAGCAGGUGUUUACUUCGAGUAGCGAAACGAACUUUAGUUCGGGCAAUGGCGGCCAGCAGGGUCAGUACGGCAACAUGGGUUCGGGAAACGCACAGCCUGGGUACCCACAGGUGAACGCCAGCAGUCCGCAGGUAGCUUCACACAACUCUAGUGGGUACCCAGGCAGCGAGCAAUAUAGCGGACAGGCUCAACAAUGGCAGCAGCAGCACGACCAGAUGCAAUGGAAUCAGGACAAGAUCGACCGGCAGCAGCAAAAUUACCAGGACCAGCAGCAGCAGCAGUACAACAUCGGGCAGCAGCAGCAACAGUACGCUGAUGCUCACUCACCGGUGAAAACCCAGUCCGACGUCCAAAAGACUUUCUCGCAGGCCGACAAAGUGAACCUCAACACUCGGAUCAAAACGAUGAUACUGAACAAGCAGCAGAACGAGACCAAGAUGGAGGAGGAGCACAACAGACCGGCCGACCAAAACUCUACCGGUCAUUUUUUAUGGUAUAGCCACCAUCAUCACUUGAAUCCAGGUGUUGGUGGUGGCCCCAUUUACGAUACCCGAAUGGACAGACUAGGCCCGUACGAGACCGCCCCCCAUUUUGCUCAAAGUAAUUUUAUGACCCCGCCCCCGACGCCGUUCGACUAUCGGGAACGCUUACUGUGGUCGCCGAAGGCGGUCGGCGGUACGAAGACGAAGAAAUGCGAAGCCGCGCAGCCCAAGUCGCCCCCCAAAGCCGGAGAAGAGAUACCACCUUGCGGAUGUUUCCCAUCCGAUCAGAAUCCUCCGGAGCCCGGUACCUAUUACACGCAUCUGGGAUGCGCGAGCACCCUGAAGACGUUGAGGCACAACCUGGAGUGUCAGACGGGCGCCACUGGACCGGCCAUACGAAUCGAGAAGGUGCGGUACACCGGCAAGGAAGGCAAGACCGCUCAAGGGUGUCCGAUCGUCAAGUGGAUCCACCGGCGAGUCAGCGCGGAAGAAAAAUAUCUAGUCAUAGUUAAGCACAGGACGGGCCACUCUUGCCAGUCCGCGUUCAUCGUUAUCUGCCUCGUCGUGUGGGACGGCAUCGGCAACGCCGACGACCUCUACUCGACCCUCAGCGACAAACUGAACAGGUUCGGUUUGCCGACGAAGCGACGCUGCGCGACGAACGACACGCGCACCUGCGCGUGCCAGGGCGUCGACGAGGACACCUGCGGCGCGAGCUUCUCGUUCGGCUGCUCCUGGAGUAUGUACUACAACGGCUGCAAGUUCACCCGCUCGAAAGACGUGAGAAAGUUCCGGCUAAGCGUCAAGGAGGAGGAACGCGACCUGGAGCGACACCUCGAGGAGCUGGCGGAUCGCGUAGCGCCCAUGUACAAGCGGUUGGCGCCCAGGUCUUUCGAGAACCAGUGCAGAUUAGAAGGGGUAGCACGUAAUUGCCGCCUCGGUACGACAGGGGGCAGGCCGUUUUCGGGGGUGACGGCGUGCUUGGACUUUUGCGCGCACGCGCACAAAGACAUACACAACAUGAACGACGGCUGCACGGCGGUGGUGACGUUGACGAAGCACCGGGACAUGACGAAACCGUCCGGGGAUGAGGAGCAGCUGCACGUGUUGCCGCUCUACGUGCCCGACGACAGCGACGAGCACGGCUCGAAGGAGAACCAACGCGUCAAAGCCGGCAAGGGAGAGAUUGAGAUUUUGGACAGGUACGAGUGCGAGGUGCGCACCCUGUCGGAACCGUUGCCCACCUGUCGGAACCGCAAGUCGAAAGACGCGUCGUCCCCCAGGAAACGCAAAUCGAGCCAGCCGUCGUCGCCGUCGGUGUCUUCGACGACGCCGUCGAGGUCCGCCGAGACCGCCCCCCCGUCGCCUUACCUCAGUCCCGAGAUCCAGAAUCGGCACGUGUCCAGUACGACCUUGCAGGAACCCCCCGGGUGGCUGAGUUCCCCUUUCCCGGCCACGGGCUUCCACCACUUGCCCGAGUUUUCCGUUUUUAAAGCUCCCCACGCGUACCACGACCCUUACGCUUCCUACUACCAUUGCCCCGCUCCUUUGCUACCAUUCGCUCAGUACCGGCCCGCGUCAUUCGACGACGUUUACGUCCCUACAACGCCGCAGUUUCCCAAGACGUACGUCGACGUUCGUUACACCGACAACAGCGAGUGCUUCAAAGAUCCGGAGAUAGGGGGCGUGGCUAUCGCGUUGUCGCACGGCAGCGUGAUGUUCGAGUGCGCCAAGCACGAGCUUCACGCUACUACGGCGGUGCGCAGGCCGGACCGUAGGAACCCGACCCGCCUCUCGUUGGUGUUCUACCAGCACCGGAACCUCAACAAGGCGCAGCACGGCUUCGACGAGUACACGCUGAAACAGAAGACCAAGGCAGAGGCCGAGCCGUACGACGUCGCGGACCACAUCGACGCGACGGCGACGCUGCCCACCUACUCCCUCACCACCAUGUUCCCGAUGUAUCCGUGUGUCGUAACCGGCCCUUACCAGGAGUUUUACGCAGAAAAGUAAAGGGGCGUGGUCGUAGGUGUCGUCACGCUACGAGGUUGUCCGAAACACGGGCCGUUUUUUUUUUAAAUAAAAAGCGUCUCGCCCUACGCCAUUUCAACGGUAGUUCGAAUGAUCCUAACCAUUUCGGGCGCGUUUCACCUCAACCGAAAAUUUUACACAUUUACCGAUAUUUCGAAGGCUGGUUACAAGACUGUGGAAAACAAAAAAGCGCGGUCAUUUCUAUAGACGAGUAGUUCAAAUGAACAGGGGAUAUGAUGCCAUUGCCAAACAAACUUAAAUGAAAGUUUCGAAGUAGAAAUGAGGUAGUUCAAGCGCACGCUUCUUCAAAGAUGGGCGCAAGUUCGCCAAUUAUUGUAGUUUACAACCGUAAUUUAAGAAAAGCACGGCGGUUUCAAAUGAUUCGAUUUCCAUUAUCGAAUAGUUUUGGUUGGGAUACAUGGCGCAUUGGAAAUGCGGUAGUUCAAACGCGCCUUAUUUGUUUUAUUUUAUUUUAUUAGCAGAGUUAGAAAAAACAUUGAAGAACAAAAUUUUCAAAAGCACUGUAGUUCAAAUGGAUCGAACAAUCUAAUCGUUCCGAUAAACGGGUAGUUCAAUUCAAUAAUGAGGUAACUUCGAUUGGGACUUAAGCUUUAAUGGAGGUUAAUUAUGAUAUUAUAGCUUGCAAGAAAAGUACAACAGUUUCAAGUGUAGUUCAUAUGAAUAUAAUAUUUCAAUUUCUAUAAUCGAGCAGUUUCGCAUUAGAUAUGCGGUAGUUCUAACCCUCACUUUUUCAAAAAGCCCCAAAGUUCGCCCCAAAAGUAUACCCGAACAAAAAUUUUACAAAGCACGGUAGUUCAUAUCCAAUGCUUAUUUCAAUGUCUGAGUAGUUCAAAUGAAUCAAACCAUUCAAUUUUAAUAAUCUAUUACUUUCAAUUGGGUCACAAGCUUUAACGGAACUUCUGACAUGACGUAAUAGAAAUGCGGUAGUCCAAACGCGCACUUUUUUGAAAAAUCGGAAGUUCGCCUAUUGUUUUUUUUUGUCUUACAGCGUUAUUUAAAAAAAAUCAUUUUGCAAAGCACCAUAGUUCACAUGAAUAAAAUAAAUCUUUUGUUCCAAUGAACGAGUAGUUCAUAUGAAUCAAAUAAACGAUUUUAAUUAAUAACGGAAUUUCCCGAAUAAAAUUUUACAGAGCACUAUAGUUCAAAUGAAUCAAAUAAUUUUAUCGAAAUGCAGCAAAAGCGCAAGCGUGUCCAUUGUUUUAUUUUAUCUUGCAGCGGUAUUUGAAAAAAAAAAUUCAAAGAGAAAGGUCGCAAAACACUAAAGUUCGAAUGAAUAAAAUAAUUCGAUUGUUCCAAAGGUCGAGUAGUUCAAAUGAAUCAAUUUUUUUUUUAUAAUCGAGUAGUUUCGGUUGGGGGGCACAGUGAUGCGGUAGUACAAAUACGCGUUUUUUCGAAAAGCCGCAAUUAAAUUUUAUCUUACGAUAUUGGAAAACACCUAUCCCCGAACAAAAAUUUAGAUCGUUCCAAUCGACGACUAGUUGCAACGAAAGGCUGAUAAUACCUAUUUUCUUUCAGUUGGAAAGCCGAAAUGGCGCAAUGUAAAUGUAGUAGUUCAAACGCGCAUUUUUUCAAAAGCACGAUAGUUCAAAUGUCAAACUUGUCAAUUGAAAAGUAGAUCAAACGAAAUUCCGAUAAUACCCAUUACCUUUAUACCGAGAAGCUUAAAUGGGAGAUUCCAUAUGUGGUAAUUCAAACGCACACUUUUUCGAAAAGGCGCCGAAUAUUUUAUUUCAUUUUACAGCGGUAUGAAAAGUAGCCCCACACAGUGUAGUUCAGAUAAUCGUAAUAAUUGCGCGGUUGCGAAAUAACUCUGCUAGUAGUUCAAACGACGCGUAAAUAGAGAUUGUUGUUAACAGAGGUUCAAACUAACAAAAAUAGAAUUAUAUAUCUUUUAAAAGACAUUAAAAAAAGUACUUAUUUUUAUACCGAACGGAUAUUUUAAAAAUUACUUAAUUAUGUAUUUUUUGGAUGCGAAAACUCCCGAAAAUUUUUCUAAACUCUCGCGUUUCGGACAACCUCUCCAUGCGUCGAACGCAGCACAAUUUUGUAAUUAACACGGUCGAUGUAAUAAGCGGGACGCAUGACGUCACGCAUCGCGCCUGCGCGAAACAUUUAUUAUUAUUAUUAUCGCAGAAUAUUUAAAAGAGAAACAAACAUUAUUCAAUAUAGUAUACAUCAGUGCCUCUAUGAUCUCAAAGGAAGAAGAAAACAUAUAAAAAAAUAAUAAUAUAAAAAAGUAUAAACCGCAAAUUUACCGGAGAGUACAAAAAAAUAAGACGUUCAGAUUCCACGGUAUUCGUAUAAAAACGAUAAAUAAUUAAUUUAUUUGUACAUAACGCCCCCCCUCCCCACAAGUAUUAUACUCGAUUGACGCUCCCUCCGCGCACCCUCUGGAUGGUAGGGAGAGAGGUGCGCAAAAACCAGCGGCGGAGGUGCGCGUUCGUCUAUUUUUAUUUUUUUUUUAAUAAAAUUCGUUCCAAAUUGCCCUCCGCCCUCCUCUACCACUCUCUCGAGGGCACGCGAACAUCCCCAAUUAUGUUACCGAAAUGUUUGUAAUUUUUCGCCUUUUAGUCGCUAUGCCAUUCAAAAAAAUAGUAAAAACGAAUGAUAUAUUUUUGAAAAAAAAAAGCCGUCUGGCGUAGAGAGAGAGAGACAGAUUUAUUAUAUAUUAUAUAUUAUAUUUCCGGGAAAGUUGAGUUUUGACUUCAGAGGCCAUAACCGUGGUGUGACUGUGUGUGCGUGAGUGCGAAGAAACCUUUUAUAGUUUUGAAAGUAUAUUUUUUACGAAGAAAUUGAAUGGAAUAAUAAAAGUUACAUCGAUAGGUUUUACGUAAUAAUUACGCUAAGUGAUAAGUUUUGUAAGGCGCGCAAAUCGCCGCCCCCUCUACCCCCUACCCCCCGCCGAUGCCAAAUAUUCGUACACGUUUUCUUGCCUGCACCUUUUUGUUUUACCCUGUAUCAUACUACCGCCUAGACGUUCCAAAAGCACCUAUUUAUUAUUUAUUUAUUUAUUUUUUAGAGUAUUUAAAUUUUUGGCGGUCCGGUUUUUCUUUUCGACCGAGCGACGGGCAGCCGCUCUACAUUUCGCCCUUACUUUUUAUUUUCACAUUUUUUGUGUCUUAAUUUUUCUGUUUUUCUUUUAAUUUUCUAUUUUUAAUAGAACAUUUCUUGCUACUUUCUUUUCUCUGUUUAUUUAUUUCCUUCUCAUAUCCUCCGUGUUUUCCCUCUUUACGAAUUAUUUCCUCGCAAUAAAUAUCUGAGACGUUUUUUCGAAUUUUGUUGCUUCUAUAUUUAUUUAUUUUUUGUUUUUGUACGUUUUUAUUUAGUUCCUUCUCAUACCUGUUUGGAAAAUUGCUUCGCAAAUUUUUUCGACUUUUGUUGCUUCCAUUUUUUAUUUAUUUUUUGUUACUGCAUUUUAAUGUUUACUCUCCGUAUAUUUCUCAGUCGUGUUUUUGAAGUUUGCACGCGCCAAUGGUUUUACGUAUAUUUUCUUUUGCUUUGUCGAACAUCCAUGUUUUUCUUUUUUUUUCCUAGUUUUACCUUGAUUUUUUCUGUUUCUUUGCCUCUGCGACUAUUUCCUUCACGAACUUUUCCCCCGCAAUACAAGUUUUUUCGAAUUUUGUUGCUUCGAUUUAUUUGUAGUUAUUGUAUUGUCUGGCGCGCCUAUUUUCUUUUUCACUCGUCGCACAUCGAUUUUUUCAAUUUUAGUUACUAGUUUUAUCUUCCAUUUUCCGUUUCUUUUCACUAUUUUUUUUGGAGUUAUUGAUUUAGUCCCUGCUCAUUGCAUCCGCGUGUAUUUACUUCACGGAUUUUUAACUAGUAACACAUACUUAAGACCUUAAUUUUUCUUUUAUUGUUUUGCUUUUAUAUAUAUAUAUUUAUUAUUUUAUUUUCUUUUUUACUUUCCUUGCUUUUUCUUUUAUUAUACUCUCGGACUGCCUCCGUUUUCCGAAAAAACAAACCCGGCCGUCAUUUUUCUAAGGUAUAUUUGUACAUAUAACGUUUUUUUAACCUAUAAAUUAAGCUAUGUAACAUUUUCGAAAAAUAAUUGCGAUGGGAAAAGCAAUCAUGUGUGUAUAUAGUAUAUAUUUUUCUUUUUGUCGGUGGAUACUUGCAUUCCUAGGUGUCGCCGUUCGUCACGACGUCGGAUAACGAAAUGAAAAAAAAAAGGAAAACUUAAGCAAUAUCUACGGUUACUUUUAGAUCCAUAUCACGUUUGGAAGUAUCUACUAUUUCGAUGAAAAAGGAAGAUGAAAAUUUACUUUUUAUUACAAAACGAUUGGUACUAUUGUUUGUAUUCCUAGUUAUAGACUUUUUAGUUUAGGUUUAAGAGAAAAAUUACUAUGUGUAUUUGUCUUGUGAAUACAUUUAUAAA